GAAAAACACAAGGCCUUUGGAUUUUCGAACAAUUAAUCCCAAAAAUUCCAGCUUUAAUAUAAACAAAAAUAAAUAAAGCGGGCAGUUUUGGGUUUUAGUUCUCUCUUUCUCUAUCUGCAAUGGCGGUCGGCGUUCUCGCGCUUCAGGGGUCUUUCAACGAGCACAUCGCGGCUCUGAGGAGAAUAGGGGUGGAGGGAUUGGAGAUAAGGAAGCCGGAGCAGCUCUCCGGCGUCGAUGCACUCAUCAUCCCCGGCGGCGAGAGCACCACCAUGGCCAAGCUCGCCAACUACCACAACUUGUUUCCCGCCUUGCGAGAGUUUGUUAAUGCAGGGAAACCCGUGUGGGGGACUUGUGCAGGACUUAUUUUCCUAGCAAACAAGGCCAUCGGGCAAAAGUCAGGAGGGCAGGAGUUCAUUGGGGGUCUUGACUGUACUGUUCAUAGGAAUUUCUUUGGUAGUCAGCUUCAGAGCUUUGAAGCCAACCUUGCAGUUCCUAAGCUUGCACAAAAUGAAGGAGGCCCCGAUACCUUCCGUGCAGUGUUUAUACGUGCACCAGCUGUAUUAGAAGCAGGACCUGAUGUCGAAGUACUUGCUGAUUAUCCUGUACCCUCAGACAAACUGUCAAGCCUGACCCCAGCUGUUGAAAGAAAGGAGGAAAACCCAGCUGCUGAUGCAAAAGUGAUUGUUGCAUUAAGGCAAGGAAACAUACUAGCAACUGCUUUUCACCCUGAACUGACUUCUGAUGCUAGAUGGCAUACUUUCUUCUUAAAGAUGAGGAAAGAGGGUAGUCAUGAGAAGAGCUCCAAAAACACCUCUACAUCAGAGUUGGAUUUGGAAAAUAAUCUUCAAGGAAAAAGGUCAUAUGAUCUCCCUAUAUUUGAAUAAAUACUGUGGAUGGCUAGAUGGUACUUAGAGAUCCUGAUGGUCUAAUUUUUGCUUUCAUACUUUUCUAUCAUAACUUUACUUUUAUAGCAUGGAGCUGCACUAUGCUUGUAAUUUUCAUUCAAAAGAAAUUAUUUAUACUUUGUUAAUCAAUUAUUUAUUUGUUCGUCUGAUA
Messenger RNA from Asparagus officinalis (garden asparagus), 1056 nucleotides. Its product is annotated as probable pyridoxal 5'-phosphate synthase subunit PDX2. Gene Ontology annotation, molecular function: glutaminase activity. NCBI's taxonomy places the organism in Eukaryota, Viridiplantae, Streptophyta, Magnoliopsida, Asparagales, Asparagaceae. Gene Ontology annotation, biological process: pyridoxine metabolic process; pyridoxal 5'-phosphate biosynthetic process. Gene Ontology annotation, cellular component: glutaminase complex; cytosol. The record is from RefSeq and is a predicted model, not a curated record. The coding region runs from base 120 to 884 and encodes 254 amino acids. The transcript has 7 exons.